CCUCAUCUAACUCCCCCAGGGCUACGACAUGGAAGAUGCGAUGAUCAUCAACAAGUCGGCCUACGAGAGGGGUUUCGGUGCGGGUUCCGUAUACAAGUCGGAGUUCGUGGAGCUGGCCCACCCCGCCUCCUACUUCUGCAGGGACCAGGCUCGCCAGGACCUGGCGCAGUAUAUCGACGAUGAUGGACUGCCUGCCGUCGGGGCUAGGCUACAACCUGAUGCGCCGUUCUAUUCUUUCUAUGACGCGGAGAAGAAUAUAUUCGUGGUGAGCAAGUACCACGGGAAGGAGGAGGUGUUCGUGGACAGCGUGAGGCUCUGCGGGGACUUCAGCUCCCGGCCGCUGAAGAAGGCUUGCAUCAUGCUGCGGCUGCAGCGUAACCCAACCGUGGGCGACAAGUUCGCCUCGCGCGCUGGACAAAAGGGCAUCUGCUCUCAGAAGUGGGCUGCCGAGGACCUGCCCUUCACGGAGUCGGGGUUGGUCCCCGACAUCCUGUUCAAUCCUCACGGCUUCCCGUCUCGGAUGACCAUAGCCAUGAUGAUCGAGUGCAUGGCGGGGAAGGCCGCCAGUAUACAUGGACAUGUCCAUGACGCCACCCCAUUCCGCUUCAACGAGAAAGACACAGCUAUCAAUUACUUCGGGCGUUUGCUGGAAGCGUCCGGCUACAACUAUUACGGAACUGAGCGCAUGUACAGCGGCGUCGACGGCCGCGAGAUGGACGCCGAUAUCUUCUUCGGAGUCAUUCAUUAUCAGAGGCUCAGGCAUAUGGUGUCUGAUAAGUGGCAGGUCCGCACGACGGGCGCGGUGGACGCGCUGACGGGGCAGCCCGUGAAGGGGCGGCGGCGCGGCGGCGGCGUGCGCCUCGGCGAGAUGGAGCGCGACGCGCUCGCCUCGCACGGCGCCGCCUUCCUGCUGCACGACCGCCUGUUCCACUGCUCCGACAAGACGCAGGCCGUACUGUGCUCAAAAUGUGGGACUCUACUUGGCCCAAUGGUGGGCAAGAGCGACUCUACGAAGGACACGUGCCGUCUGUGCGGCGAGGGACACCUGGUCUCCGUGGCUAUACCAUACAUCUUCAAGUUCUUCGUGACACAACUUGCGUGCGUCAAUAUUAACGUCAAAAUCAACUGUUCGGAACAUCUGUCCAUAACUGGCUGCUAGAUUAAGUGAUUAAGUAUG
Trichoplusia ni (cabbage looper) is the source of this 1177-nucleotide messenger RNA. RefSeq names its product DNA-directed RNA polymerase I subunit RPA2-like. NCBI's taxonomy places the organism in Eukaryota, Metazoa, Arthropoda, Insecta, Lepidoptera, Noctuidae. Gene Ontology annotation, biological process: DNA-templated transcription. Gene Ontology annotation, cellular component: RNA polymerase I complex. Gene Ontology annotation, molecular function: DNA-directed RNA polymerase activity; DNA binding; ribonucleoside binding. The record is from RefSeq and is a predicted model, not a curated record.